AUGUAUUUCGAUGUUUAUAUGCUAAGUGCUGGUUCUUGGAAGCCAUUAGACAGUUACAGUUACAACAAAGAAAAAGUAAACCAGGUGAUAUGCAAUGGAAGAUCAUCUUUUCUUGCUUCUGCAGAUGAUUCUGGUGAUAUCAAGAUUAUCGACAUUUGUCAGAAGUGUCUUUAUAAAACCCUUGAGCUGGUCAUACAAGCGUGUCCUUUAAAGCCGUUGUUUCCUUUUCCUCGCUUCUGUGAAAAAAAAAACUCAAGUGACACCUUAAUGUAUAACAUUAAAGAUAUGCAGUUCAUUCCAUGGAGACCUUGGGAAGUUAUCACCGGUGGACUGAUGCAAAGCUUGUUUUAUGGGAUUUCUCAAAAGGUCGCUCGCAAAAGAUCAUAG
This is a messenger RNA of Eruca vesicaria subsp. sativa (arugula), 387 nucleotides long. The record is from the annotation of a GenBank genome assembly. Lineage: Eukaryota; Viridiplantae; Streptophyta; Magnoliopsida; Brassicales; Brassicaceae.